AUGAGUGGUGGCGACAGUAAUAUUACAGAUGAGAAACGAAGCGAUGUAGAAAACAGCAGUGGUGGCGAUGAGAGUUCGGAUGAGAGUAGCAGUGAAGAAGAGACAAAGAUCGAGCUAAUGGUAAACGCACGUGCUCGACGUUCAAAUGCGGGUAAUAAAAUGUCUGCCCUGAUACAGUCAAGUAAUCAGGAAGAUGAUUUCUACAAGAGUGCAUAUGGAGGAGGUUUCAAUGAGGACGAUGCAGAUGAUCUGUUUGAAUCGCCCGCACAUUCCGAUGUGGACGAGGUCGAUUCGGAUUUCGAUAAACCAGAAGAAGAAGACGAACCUAUAAGCGAUGAAGAGACCGAGGUGAAGCGAGGUCAUCGUAAAGUGAAAGGUUAUAAGGAACCUCCACGAGGAUCUUGCUCAGAACUAUUAGCAAAAAAUAAAACGUGGACUAUGGCAAGGAUGGCAGGUAAAACCGUUGCUGCGAACUCUGUCGAUGCUAAGACUCAGGCCGCUCGUCUGAAGGAAGCCGAACACACUGAGAAAGUGAACGUGGAGUCUUUAAGAAAGUUAGUUUAUCUCUAA
Messenger RNA from Angiostrongylus costaricensis, 570 nucleotides. The record is from the annotation of a GenBank genome assembly. Lineage: Eukaryota; Metazoa; Nematoda; Chromadorea; Rhabditida; Metastrongylidae.